This is a messenger RNA of Sinocyclocheilus rhinocerous, 651 nucleotides long. RefSeq names its product protein PBDC1-like. The coding region runs from base 74 to 595 and encodes 173 amino acids. The record is from RefSeq and is a predicted model, not a curated record. Gene Ontology annotation, cellular component: cytoplasm. Lineage: Eukaryota; Metazoa; Chordata; Actinopteri; Cypriniformes; Cyprinidae. The transcript is spliced from 6 exons.
ACACAACGCAUUUAAAUCACAUGACCUGUCGUCACGACGUGUUUGUAGCUCAUCCGGGUCAAAAGGCGUCAGCAUGGACACGGGGGAUGUUCUUGCAUCUCUGGGGGUAGAGGGAGCCACUGCGGCUGCGCAUGCGCUCUCUCUUCCAGCAGAGGCGUAUGGAAAUGAUGCCCAACUGGAAGUAAUGUGGGCUAUGAAAGCCUACAAUCACGCAGAAGUUUACUAUAAUCUUAUUUCCUCAGUUGAUCCCAAGUUUCUAAAACUAACAAAAUCAGACGAGCAGAUAUACACUAAAUUCCGGGAAGCAUUUCCUGACCUUAGUAUUCAAGUUCUGGACCCAGAGCUGCUGAAGUCAGCGGAUGCUAAAGAGAAAUGGAGGCCCUUUUGUAGCCAGUUUGAAGGAGUUGUAGAAGACUUCAACUAUGGUACAUUAUUACGUCUAGACUGUCAAAAGGACUACACGGAGGUGAACACGAUAUUUGCAACCAGAAUCCAGUUUUAUGCCAUUGAGAUUGCGAGAAACAGAGAAGGAAACAACAACUUUGUCCACAAUGCCAAUUCAAAAACCAAACAACAGAAGAAAGAUAAGAGCUAAUCAUAACAGCUUACUAUUUGAAGUGGCCGCCUUGAUGUAGAGAUCUUUCUACACAU